Metarhizium robertsii ARSEF 23 is the source of this 1623-nucleotide messenger RNA. RefSeq lists its product as uncharacterized. The record is from RefSeq and is a predicted model, not a curated record. The transcript is spliced from 3 exons. Lineage: Eukaryota; Fungi; Ascomycota; Sordariomycetes; Hypocreales; Clavicipitaceae. Bases 1 to 1623 code for a protein of 540 amino acids.
AUGGAUGUUGUCAUCAAGAUCCCACUUGCCGUCGUAUUUAUAUACAGCUGGGAUUAUGUAGCGCCGUAUCUAACCCGCAGCGAUUUCACGUCCAGUACAUCUCCAGAGGGCGCAAUUGUCAGAUUUUUCUCAUGGACAGGGAUAUAUUUGACAAAAGUUGUGGUGACGUUCCGACGACAGUUUUACCAAGAUCUCCAUGAAUCGAGUAACGCAGUCAGGAUCCAUGAACCAAAAGAUGAAUCGCGCCCGGACGUAAUCUCGGCAGACUCCAAGCCGCAACCGCUCCGUCUCUCCAUCCGACGGAGGACCUUUUCCCAGCCCAGCCGCCGUGAAGUUGAUGAAUUUGUGGCUCGCUCCAGGCUGGAAGAAUGCCUACAAGGCUCACAGUACUGCCUUCCUGUAGCCGCGUAUUUUGAGCCCCGAGCAGCAACGCCCAUGGAUCACAUCCAGAGCGACAAUAGCCGGGUCUCGUCAAAGUGCGAACGCUCCAAGGAGUGCCUGCGAGAACAACAAAGACUCGAGAAAUCUCAGAAAAUGGAGGCUUCUGAGAAUAAUGAACAUGACCAGUUCUGGCGUCAAAAACACCAGCAAGAUAAAGCAAACUCCGAAAAGCAGCUCGAACUACAAAGCCUCAAGAAACCUCAGCAAAUGGAGGCUCCUGAAAAUAAUAGACAUGACCGGUUCUGUCUUCAGAAACACCACCAAGAUAAUGUCAGCCAUCAUCACAUAAAUGCGCGUCCUCCGGCUAAAGCGCAGCCGCGUAUCUGGGGCACAUCUGAACCCCAGAACCUAGAAAACUCCAAAAAGCAGCUCCAACUAGCUGAUAUUAAAAGGAACGACACAUUUCGUCAGCUCUGGGAAAAUCUCAAAGAGCUACUUCCACCUCGACAGACAAGAGGCCAGACAAGAGGCCAGUCAAGAGAAAAGUUCGUCCAGGACCUGGCCAGCUUCGAGAAAGAGUUUAGCCAGGAAGAAAAAAGGUUAAAAAUCGCCUUGCAUAGAAUCGAGGGAAAACAGUUUGAUAACAAGGAAUCACUGGCCCGUGAACAAGACAAGUUUGCCAAAGAAUUGAAACACUAUGCCAAUACUCUGGACAAGUUUCGCGAAUGGCUGAGAGGCGUCUAUUUGGAGAACAAAUCCCACCGUGAGAAUUUGCAGAAGCAGCGGCUCCAGGAGACCUUGCGGAAGCAGCAGCUCCAGGAGGCCUUGGAGAAGCGGCGCCUCCAAGAGAUCUUGGAGGAGAAACUCCUCCAGGGGAAUUUACAGAAUAAACGACGCCAGGAGGAUCUGCGAAAACAGGUACUCGAGGAGAAUUUGCGGAAGAAGCUACUACAGGGGAAUUUGUGGAAUAGACCACGACAGGAGGAUCAGACAAGCAUGGGGCAACAUGGACGGGAGCACCAGAAAACGCGGGAAGAUGGCAAGUGUGGCCAGCAGCCUGUCCAACUGAAAUCGGCUCUCAAACAGACAAACGCGAGGACAUACCAGAAAGAUCCUGUGGGCAGAGAUCAAAUUGGACAUGCGAGGAUGGCGGGCAUGGAGAGAGUUACAAAAGCCACCACGACGAAAGCGGAGGGAACGCGUCGCAAAGUCUACUGGGAACUCCCAAUGAAAGACGAAUAA